UGGACGCUGGGGCGCUCCAUGUCGUUGCGUCACUUGGUGUGGACGCUGGUCCGCUCAGAGCUGGGAGAGUCGGAUGAGCAGCAGCUGCACCAGACCUUUCUGCAGAUUUUUCAGCAGCUGAGUUCUUCUGGCCGAGGCACAGUUCUUCGUGCUGAAGAUCUCAUCGUCCAGCAUUUGCAAGGACUUGGGCGGCAGCGCGGCCAAGACAGGCAUCUUCGGUUCCAAAGUUUGAGAACUCGGCUGCAUCAUCCCGCUGCGAGGUCGGUCCUGGCGCUGCUGUUUCAUCUGCGAGCUGAUGGAGGCGAUACUGACAGGAUUCCAUUUCUUGAUCCUUUUCAGCUGCAAGACGCGGCCGAAGUGAAAUCAAGGUCAAACCUUCGCGGUGAGGUGAAGGUCAGUGGAUGGCAGCUUGGGGCACGGCCUCCCAAAGAAAUGCCGGAGGCGAAGCUCGUUAGAGAUUUGCUAUUUGCUCUGCAGGGAGUUAGCAGCGACUGCUUCGAUUCCAACUGCGAGAUUGAUCCUGCCGUGGUGCUCACAAGGCCUACGUGGUUUCUUUGCCAACGGAUUUUGGAACUUGCCAAGCUCCACUUGCGAUUAUCCAACGAUGCCAAGGACACGGCUUCAUCGUGUCGAAUGCGUCAAGCGCUUUGCGAAGCCUUGCGGAAACAGCUUCAGGGCUACUACGAAGUGCUCGCCCAGUUGAUGUCCUCUGAAGGUCUGACCUUACGCCACCUCUGGGCUCAGCUUUUGGCACCGCAAAGCCGUUUGCGCUUUCUAUCACAGCUUUGUGAAGGUAGUCGAGGCGUUUUUGGCUGCGCCAUCGCGUCGAUGGUUUGGGCCUUUGGUGCCUCCGGGGACCAGGUGGCACAGCACUUGGCCAAGGAGAUCCUGCGCUCUGUUGUGAAACCGCUUUGGUCAAUGAUCCGGGCGUGGAUGACAGAAGGGGAACUGCAGGAUCCAUAUGGAGAAUUUUUUGUAGUGGCAGAUGCAUCAGUACCUUUGGAAGACCUGUGGAAUCGCAUGUAUUCCCUGGAGCUGGAAAUGGUGCCAAGUUUCAUCUCGCUAGAACUCGCACGAAAGAUUCUCCUGACAGGAAAAUCUGUGAAUUUCAUUCGACUUUGUUGCCCUGGUCGGAGUUGGUCUCCUUCAGGUGCAGAUGUUCCUAUCGCAGAAGAGGAGGAGAUCGGCGCUUUCGACUUGGCCAGCCGGGUUGAGCGGGCUGCGCUGCAAAACAACGAACACCUUGUGAAGCUCAUGAUGGAUCACUAUGCCCUUGGUGAGCAUGCCCUUGCUCUCAGGCGUUUCCUGCUGCUUGGCCAGGGGGACUUUGUGGAAAGUCUGAUGGAUGCAUUGCAUGAGGAGCUUGAUUUGGAGGCAAGCAAGCUCCACAAGCACCAACUGAUGGGCAUUCUGGAAAUGGCCUUGCGCCAGAGCAACGCCCAGUUUUGUUCCGCGGAUGUCUUGGGGCGACUCAGCGUGAAGCUGCGCAGUUCCGAGCGCGGCGACAUCGGUGGCGUCGGUUGGGACGUCUUCCUAUUGGACUACGCCAUCGAUUCACCGCUGCACGUGGUGUUUACUCCAGCAGUCAUGCAGAAGUAUGAUCGUGCCUUCUCUUUCUUGUGGAAACUCAGGCGGGUUUCUCACGGUCUUGCGGCCAGCUGGAAUCAGCACAUGGUCUUGCAGCGACAUUUGGUGUGCAGCAGAGAUAGCCUGCAUUGGUCUCCAGAGCUCAAGUUGGAAGUGAAGCAAACGCUGCAUCGUUGCACGUGUUUGCGCAACGAGAUGCACCACUUUGUGCAGAAUGUGCAGGCAUAUGUCUUGGAGGUCUUGGAUACUUCCUGGGCAAAGCUCCAAAGUGGCUGGCAGAAGAGCACCGAUCUGGACCAGGUGAUUUCGCAGCAUGACCGGUAUUUGGCUUGUGUGGAAGAGGGCGCAUUCUUGGCAAGAGGAAGCGAGGCCAUCCUUUCGGGCGUCACGACUCUGUUGGGUUUGGCCUUGGAGUUUUGCUCGCUGCAGGAACAGGCAUGUGCAUCUUCAUUUGAAGCAGCGGAAGCGAUGCAAGAAGCAGAGGAUGUCGCAAGUGUUUUUCAGGCAGUAAGAAGUCGGCCGUUUGCUCGAUCACUGGCUGAAUGCCGAGCACAGCUCGAUCACUUGGCAUCGACCUUUACGAUGAAACUUCAGCUGUUCCUCAGAGCUUUGGAGGACCAACCCGAGAGACACAGUGAGAUCAGCAUCCUGAGCUUCCUCCUGUGUCGUUUGGACUUCAAUGCCUACUACGAGCAAAAAAACAAGAGAUGGGCCGAGGGAUUUGAAGGAGGUCUCACCACCGACACCGGUUUUAUGGAUGGGCGCCGCCAAUUCCGGAAGGUGCGCCACCGCCGCCACCAAGCGGAGCCCCAAGCGCGCCAAUCAAUUUGGUGCUGCCCUCAGCAACAUGCGAGAAAGGCCGACGGCCUUGCAGGUGUGUUAUCGGGUCCCCAAGGUGAAUUGAUAGGGAAAGGCCUACAGCUCCUGGCAGCCAAAGGGGUCUUGCCAGGUUUGCUUGGCAAGGGAGGUGCACAGCCAGGCCUUGGUGCUGGAAAGAGUCCGCAGGGAGGGCUUGGUUUUGGUGGCCCACCAAUGCCUUGUCCAAACGCAGGUGCCACUCCUCUUCCUGCCAUUGCUCAGAGGUCGGGGUCAAACUCUUUCGAUCCAUUUCUCACAGAGGUCCAAGGCUUCAUGGAAAGAUGGGACUUGGAAACACGGUUCGAGCCAAAGCUGGUCGGAGUCCAAUGGACAAAUGCUGUAUCCCAGCAUGACACGCAAAGUAUCCCAGCUGGGAUGGCUUAGUCUGACAUGUGCUUUAUUCGUGCAACACGGCAUGCGCUAUUUGUGCCUCAUCUAGAAAAUCAGAUCUCGGUUUUGUAUGUCUUUGCUUUUCUGUCGCUUCCUAUCCCUCCCCUUGUCGCGUUCUGAGUCAAUUUCUCCAAGAUGUGAUCAAUUUCUCCAAAUAUUGAUGAAAU
Molecule: messenger RNA, 3002 nt
Organism: Cladocopium goreaui
Lineage: Eukaryota; Dinophyceae; Suessiales; Symbiodiniaceae
Source: the annotation of a GenBank genome assembly